AUGGCAAAAAAACCAGGCAGGAAAGCCAAGGUUGCAAAGGCUAAAAAGGCCGCCGACGUGGUACCCAGCCAUACAGAAAUUGGAUCAGAAGACCUACAAAAUCACCAUAUUGAGGUACCUGUUCAGAACCUCCAAUGUAAUAUCAAUGUUCCCAUCACUGAAAGUCAACCACAAGGACUACCUUGCGAACUGUCAUCUAUGGCCAUUAAUUCUCAAGAAAACUUUAAUAGUAUUAAUCCCGAUCAAAUAUCGAACACCGAUGCAGAAAAUCAAAUGAAAAUCACGGACCACGCGAAUGUUUUGAGUCUAAAAGUAGAAAAUCCAUUGGCCAAAAAUGGUAUUGAAACCGAAAUUAAAGAUAGGCAGGAAAUGGGCGUUGGAGAUCGGGACACACUUCAAAAUGCACCGAAUAUAACGACUAACGACGGGCAAGCUAUUUCUGGAGCUCGAACAGAAUUAUCCACACCCUUGUGUAAACUUGAAGACCUUUACUCUGAACGAGUAACGAGUAAAUAUGUGAACUUGGAAUCUGUAAAAGAUAUGAAUACGGAGGUUCAAAAAAUUAAUCAUUCGGUAAAUUUAUCCCUUCAAAAUCCAGGAUUACCUGCUGCAUCUCCUAGAGUAUCAUCAAAUAUAUCCGGAGGGCGAAUCGAGAACUUGAUGGUAGAAACCGCAUAUAUCUCUCUACAAAAUGAAGACAGCCAGUUUUCCGCCCCACUCAGCACUGAGGUUAAAGGAUUACCAGCUGACGACAUGAACGAGUUCAAUAAAGUUUCUACCUCGAAUAACGAAGCUUCUCACCCCUCAAAGUCUCAAACAAGUGAAGAGAUUCUGCUCGAAGCGCAAAGAAUAGAGAUUCUCCAGUCUGCUAACAACCUUGAUGAAGUGGCUACUAAGGACAAACACAAAAGCUCUCACAUUUUCCAAGAGGAUAAUAAUAUCCUUGACUCAAGAGUCAAAGUGGAAGAUCGAAGAAAACACAAUGAAAAUUCAUCUCCCGAGUCGACAGCCCCCGAACUUGAUGCUCAGUGUUAUUCCUACCCGUCAACCGAAAUACUGAAAGUAGAAAACUUUCCUACUUUCCCUAAGGAUUUUUCUACACCAAAUAUAGACUGUACUCACAACUUGGCAGAAAAAGUUUCUCAAGCAAUUUGGACCGAGUCCAAGGAGAUAGCCAAAAUGGUGACAAAGGAAGCCGUAUCUCAAGCUUAUAAUAGUCAUGGAAGCGGGGACUUGUUCGAUUUUCCAAAGCACCUACUUGAGUCAGCCAGCGCAGAGCUUACAUGUAGUGCUACAAAUCUGGUCGAAUAUAUGAAGAAAUCUCAUGAGCCGAUGAAAGAGAGUAUCAAAGAAACCGCUGUUGGUAAUGAAUCUAAUUCGACUCCGCACAGUAGUAAAUCAAAUAUCACGGAUCAAGGACAAGAAGGAGACUCAGGAAAAAAGCAGGAUUCCAGAGAAACACCCGUUAGAAACACACUAAAAAUAUCCCCUGAUAUAUCUAGUUUAAUAUCAGAAAAUGUGAUGAACGCGUUGGAACCAGAUAAAAUUCCCAACCAAAGUAUGGGAACUGGACUUGACGAACUUACCCCACAAGCAAAACUCAAUGUAAAAGAUGAUAUCAAAUUAUCUGAUGAGCCAAACGAACUAAGGCCUAAGAUUACUUCUAAGAUUCGCCUCACUUCACAUUCCUUGCUACCAUAUGCAGAGAGAGACAAUUCCGAUUCUGAAACAUGUCAUUUCAAUUCUUUUGUAGAUGAUGAUGAGCCUAUCAAUCCAAGAAUGCCAACUACAGCUCACAGAGCCCAGGAUGAUGUUCUCGGAGAGAAAUACACCAGCAAGAAAAAUUUCGACCAAACAGCCUCUUGCUUAACGGAAGAUACUAAACUUGUUCCCUCAGUAAAUGGCAUUGGCAUCAUCGAAGAUUGUACAUGUGAAGUACCUAAGGCUCAAGAACCCGUUGAAGAGACGAAUUUCAAGAAUGUAGCCCCUGAUGACAAUAAUUGCAGCUCGUAUCAGAUCGAAACUGGACUUGGAACGAUGGCCUCUAGGAUUUUACAGACUGACUAUGCACCAAAUGUAUCCGAAACAGAGCCCAAAGAUGCCGAUUACGAACGCCAUAAUCCUAAAGGAGUAGUUAGAUCUGGACUCACUAAGUUUAUGGCAGGUAAUUCGAUGCAGAUAGAUGAAGCACAUAAUCAGAAUAAAAUUCCGACAACUCUUUCAUGUUCUGUAAGCAAGGAUCAGGUGCCGGAAAGCAGAAUAAAAGAGACAACCACAAUCCUGACAGAAUCAAAAAUUCAGGCUGUGGAGCAGGCCCCAGAUAUGGAGCUAGUAACUAUGUCUAAACAAUCACUUGAUGAAUUGCAUCAGAGGCUCAAUGAUAUGCAAAAAGAAAUUCAAAAUUUGACGGCAGUUAUUACCAGCCAAUCUUCAAAUACCAAUUCAAUGGAAGCAAGUCUUGUUGUAUCAGCUCCUGACCAACUUUACCAAUCAACCCCUGAAACAACAUCCAAUUCGACGUCUGAUAAGGCUACAACAGUUGAAAUUGAGUCUGCCAAUGAAACCAAGAUACUAUCCCCUACCAAACGCAACGGGAUUUGGGACAUGUUUUGGCCGUUUAGUAAUGCUAGUAGUGAGAACCGUAUCAAAUCUAUCUCAGGAACAAGAAAUACAUCUCAGAGCAUGCUAUCUCAACAGGUAGAUAGGAACAGGACCAACUGCCUUGCAAGCCCACCAGUAAAGUAUAAGGUUAUUGGAAGAGUAGGAGCAAAACACGACAGGCCUAUCAAUCCACGGUAA
Molecule: messenger RNA, 2799 nt
Organism: Blumeria graminis f. sp. triticale
Lineage: Eukaryota; Fungi; Ascomycota; Leotiomycetes; Helotiales; Erysiphaceae
Source: the annotation of a GenBank genome assembly